CGCACCAACCGGAAAUGCCUAUGUUGUGGCGGAAGAAGAUGCUUUCUGGGAGUAGCUGGUGUUGAGCGAAGCGUGGCCGGCCAAGAUGAUUCAGGCGAUUCUGGUUUUCAACAAUCAUGGGAAGCCGCGGCUGGUCCGCUUCUACCAGCAUUUCCCAGAAGAAAUUCAACAGCAGAUUGUUCGAGAGACUUUUCAUCUAGUUCUCAAGCGGGAUGACAACAUUUGUAACUUCUUGGAGGGUGGAAGUUUGAUUGGUGGCUCUGACUACAAACUAAUUUACCGACACUAUGCUACCCUCUACUUUGUAUUUUGUGUGGAUUCGUCAGAGAGUGAACUUGGGAUCUUGGACCUCAUCCAGGUUUUUGUGGAGACUCUGGAUAAGUGUUUCGAAAAUGUGUGUGAAUUGGAUUUGAUCUUCCAUAUGGAUAAGGUGCACUACAUCCUCCAAGAGGUGGUGAUGGGUGGGAUGGUGUUGGAAACAAACAUGAAUGAAAUCGUGGCUCAGAUUGAAGCUCAAAAUAGGCUGGAGAAAUCCGAGGGUGGCCUUUCAGCAGCCCCUGCGCGGGCGGUGUCUGCUGUGAAAAACAUCAACCUGCCUGAGAUUCCUCGGAACAUCAACAUUGGUGAUCUCAACAUCAAAGUCCCCAACCUAUCCCAGUUUGUCUGAGGGUGGCGCAUUGGGCUGAACUGGAGUCCUUAAAACAAGCAAAGCCAAGCCAGUCUGGAAACAGAACCCAUUUUGAGCCUUAGAAGAGUCAAGCCUCAGGACCCUGCACCUUCCUGUCUGGGAAAGAGUGUUUGGCGUGGAAUGGGAAGGGCUUCGUGUGGACGCUGCCUGGGUGUGCUCAGUUCUCACACGGGCAGCCGUGCCGCCCUCCACGCACGUGGCUGCUGCAGGUGUGAGGGGCCUGCCGUCCUCGGAGGGAGUCAGCGUGCCCAAGCCACCCGCACCUUUACCUCUCACACACGGCCGCUCCCAGGGAUUGGGGACUGUGCUGAGCAGGCCCACUUGCUUCCCAGAACCCCAGCACGAGGACUGAGCACAUUCUCUGACUAGAGUCUCCAUCCUUAGCACCACGGGCUUCUGAGGUCCUGUAGCAUUUACUUGCUGGUGAGGUGUCCUAGUUAGAAAAGGGCCGGCCCUUCAGAUUUGGGGAUGUGGUGAGUAGCAAGUGAGGGCAGGUUUUAUGAGAACCAGAGUCCUCUGCUGGCUCUACUAAGAUCGUUAUGCCCAGAAUCCUUUUGUAUAGCCAAGCCUUUUGGUUACCACCUCCUGCAGAAUACGUCCCCUUGCUGUCUUAGUCCCAGUUCUGUUCUCAUAGGUAUUUAUGUGCAGGACACAGUCCCAAUCAUAACCCUGGUGCAUGCCCACCACAGUUCCCCGCUAGGGAGAGCACUCCUCACACACACACUUGUCAGAGGGGGCCCUCCUCGCAGAGAAGCCCUGUGUCUGUAGAAGGUUAAGCCGACAACAUGUGGAAUAUCCCAGAAUUAUGACUCUUCCCAUGUUUAAAAUACAUUCUCCUCACGGGAGCAGAAGGUUCAGUUGCUAUGUUAUGAAUGAUGAGUCGUCUCCGUAGGAAACCCACUGCCACCUAUACCAGCUUCUGGAGCAUGAGAGCCUGAGCUGGGGUCACCCCUCUGCGGCCUGGAUACAGGAAGUGUGCUCUCAUCUUCUCCCUUCCCUGAACUCUGCUUGUGUUCCCUCAGGUGACAUUCUCCCAGAGGUUUGGAGACCUAUAAAUGUUUACAUGUGA
Messenger RNA from Lemur catta (Ring-tailed lemur), 1757 nucleotides. RefSeq names its product adaptor related protein complex 3 subunit sigma 2 (gene AP3S2). NCBI's taxonomy places the organism in Eukaryota, Metazoa, Chordata, Mammalia, Primates, Lemuridae. Gene Ontology annotation, biological process: Golgi to vacuole transport; intracellular protein transport. The record is from RefSeq and is a predicted model, not a curated record. The transcript is spliced from 6 exons. Bases 86 to 667 code for a protein of 193 amino acids. Gene Ontology annotation, cellular component: AP-3 adaptor complex; membrane coat; intracellular membrane-bounded organelle.